AUGAGUGAAUGCCAAUCAACGUUAGAUUUACCACCGCCACAACAACAAAUACAACCACCAGAAGCCAGCCCUCGAGUGACCGUCAACGUGCGCCAACUGAAGAUAGCAAGAGGAGAAAGUAGGACUGUGGACUGUACGCCUGAGGGGUCCCCGCUACCGAGGGUUCAGUGGAGCAAGGGAGAAGGCGAGUUCAGCAAUGGCGUUAGACAAAACGGAACCAAGCUGACAAUAACCAACGCACAAGACGAUGACGCAGGGGACUACGUGUGCACCGGCAUCGUGCAAGCGACACCGGUGUGGACGGAUUACUUACAAGUUGUGAUAGAAGAUAUACCAGAAACUCCACCACAACCACAAAUACAACCAUCACAAGCCAGCCCUCGAGUAAGAGUCAACAUUCGCCAACUGACUAUACCAAGAGGAGAAAGUAGGACCGUGGACUGUAAUCCGGAGGGAUCCCCGCUACCGAGGGUCCAAUGGAGCAAGGGAGAAGGCGACUUCAGCAAUGGUGUCAAACAGGACGGAAACGCUCUAACAAUAAUUAACGCCCAAGACGGUGACGCAGGGGACUACGUGUGCACCGGCAUUGUGCAAGCCACACCGGUCUGGACGGAUUACCUACAAGUUGUUAUAGAAGAUGUGCCGCCACCACCACCACCACAACCACAAGUACAAGCGAGCCCUAGAGUAACAGUCAACGUGCGCCAACUGAAGAUACCAAGAGGAGAAAGCAGGACUGUAGACUGCAGUCCUGAGGGAUCUCCUUUACCGAGAGUUCAGUGGAGCAAGGAAGAAGGCGAGUUCAGCAAUGGCGUCAGACAGGACGGAAACGUUCUAAUAAUAAGUAACGCCCAAGACGGUGACGCAGGGAACUACGUGUGCACCGGCAUUGUGCAAGCCACACCGGUCUGGACGGAUUACCUGCAAGUUGUCAUAGAAGAUUCACCGCAACAACCACAAAGCAGCCCUAGAGUGUCAGUCAGUGAACCCCAAGUGAGAAUACCAAGAGGAGGAAGUAAGAAAGUCGAAUGCAUCCCUGAGGGAUCCCCGUUGCCUAGAGUACAGUGGUCCAAGGAAGAGGGAGAUUUCGGCAACGGAGUCGAAAUAGAGGGCAACGCGCUGAUAAUUUCGAAUGCACAAGACACAGAGUCGGGAAAUUAUGUGUGUUCCGCGCUUGUACAAGCAACGCCCGUUUACACUGCUUACCUUCAAAUUGUGGUAGAAGAUGUGGAACCCGUCACCGAACCAAGACCAUCAGACGAAAAUCCGCCAAAAGUCGCAGUCAGCGAGUCACAAGUGAAAAUAACAGUGGGAGAGAGUAAAACUAUCGACUGUAAUCCUGAGGGAUAUCCUUUACCAACCGUUCAGUGGACGAAGGAGGAAGGCCAAUUCACCAGUGGAACCAGACAGGAGGGCGAUGCGCUGGUAAUAUCAGAGGCUAAAGAAGAUGACACGGGGAAUUACAUAUGCAGUGCCGUCGUGGAUAGAACCACGGUGUAUAAUGAUUACCUUUCUGUUGAAGUUGAAGGUAACAAAAUAGGUACGUAUCUUUCGUAAAUAUUUCUUAUAAAGGAUGGCCAAUUCAGCAGCAGCACCAGACAAGAGUAGUUCUA
Messenger RNA from Cydia pomonella (codling moth), 1613 nucleotides. Its product is annotated as basement membrane-specific heparan sulfate proteoglycan core protein-like. Gene Ontology annotation, biological process: cell-cell adhesion. The record is from RefSeq and is a predicted model, not a curated record. The transcript is spliced from 11 exons. Bases 1 to 1557 code for a protein of 518 amino acids. NCBI's taxonomy places the organism in Eukaryota, Metazoa, Arthropoda, Insecta, Lepidoptera, Tortricidae.